AUGUUGGUGAGGCAAGGCAAGCCCAAUGUCCUGUCUGAUGGUUCAGCUGUCAUGGUAACGGUUGGUUCUGACUUUGGCGACACGCACGAAGAUGAUGAGGAACCAUUUUUCGAAGCGGGCGGCCGUAGUGUCGACUUGGUCACGGUGCUAUACAACAAUUUCGGUCAUUGGGAGCAGAGCCUGAAAAGCUCUUUCAACCAAGAUCUAACCAAACAUCUGGCGAAACAGAGCUAUUUGCCUUUUUUCGACUUCUUUCCUUGGUUUGUUAAGCAUAAGGACGACUUCAAGGCUGCCAGCCUCUUUGCCAAACAGUACCUUAACAUCACGAAGCCCUAUGUGCUACUCACAUACGGCAACAUCCCUACCUACGCCGGUAUGAAGAGCUUCCAACCGUUUACUCAGGGUGCAUACGAAACCGAGUAUAGCAAGCUCAGCAAAGCAAACGACAGUGAGGCGUACUGGCUGAAGGAGGUGAUGGGUGUUCCUCAAAUGGCGUCAUUCGAUGGUGCUCAAGGAGUUACACUGGGCGCAGAAUGUGUCCUCAUCCCAUGUUUUCAUCCUGGACGAGUCGGCCAUGCCGGUAUUUUGAAGACUUUAAUCACACGUUUGUUGGCUAUGGUUUCUGGAAUGGCAUGGGCGGCUAUGGAAUAUGCAGUCACGGUCGAUCACAAGAACCCGAACCUUCCACGGAAGCAAAAAUGUGAGCAGAUUCUCGGACAGCUCAAUAUGCAACUGAGCUCAAAUCACCCGUUUGGGCAAGCUUUCGAGAAGUCAAAGUCAGAGUACGCCGUAGCUCAGACCGCAGAUUGGCAGGCGAGGUUUGCACGAAAGAAGACAGUAGCCAUUGGCAAGCCUCCCCGGGGUAUUCUUGCUACUAAGGUCCAGAGAAAGGCGAAGCGUUCGCAUCUCGAUCUUCAUGCUGGAGCUAUGGAAGCAAUUGGUGAUUCAUACGAACUCAAUAUUCAGCACUAUCCAUGGGCUGGUGGUGGAGAUAAGGACAAGCGCCAUACUCUUAUUUGGACCGAAGAUGAUGGACAAGUUUGGAGUAUAGGACCGGUUCUGCUUCCGGAAAAUGUGCUGCCUUCCGACGGGAACGACAAGCGGUUUGUUGUUUUUACCGAAGGUGGUCUCGACAUUCGUAAUGGGGCCGGUGAAUCGAAGGGCGACAGGAAACCGCUUCUCAGCGGCAACAGCAAGACGGAAACCGUGCCAAUUGCCAGUCUCGUGCUCACAUUAUGUGAACAAGCCCAUUGGACGCUGUUCAUCUCUCAUUGGGAAGACGUAACAGGGCUCUCUGUAGACUACGUUCUUGGUUCGAAGCUUGCAAUAAGGAGCAAGGCUUCAUCUUCCUUGUCAACUGCGAACGAAGACUAUUACCCGAACUCAUUCUUCGCUGGCUCGAAGAGAGGGCUACCUUUCACUUGGGUGUAUCAAACAGUCAAGACGAAGGAGAAAUACCUCAGCAUCAUCAACGCUACACUGCCAGCACAGCCUGGAGAUCUAGUCUGGCUCAUCGACAGAUACAUUGCCGAAACACUACCCAAUGGUGGUGACAUUGAUCUGGUUCCUGCGUCCGUUCACGCCAAUUCGGUUUUUGCACAGGUCGCCUCAUUCUGUAUGCAGGCAAAAUACAAGAACCAUCCGCACCUACGAACGUUCCUCGCUUUUGCAAGCAUGUCAGAAAUGGGUGUAGAUGAACGACUGGUCCCUGCAACUGCCUUCACAAAUGUGGUCGAGGUACUUUUUGGCAAGUUCGGCAAGAAGACUAAGACAGUCAGAACCAAGAUCGCCAACGAAACUCGUACUAUGAGCCGGGUUGUGCUCACUAUCGGUACCGAACGCCAGUCUGGUGUUCUACAAGAGAUUGAGGAACCGGCUUUCGAACAAGAUGUGAUCAUUGAGGGUGAUGUUACGGACGAUGAAGGACAAGAAGACAUGUCGCGGGGGCAGAAGCGAGGGUUUGACGGUGACGAUGAUGGAGGCGAGUCCAGCAAGUCUGGUGCCAAAGCAUUGAAGGGCAAGGGCAAGAAUUAG
This is a messenger RNA of Parastagonospora nodorum SN15, 2034 nucleotides long. RefSeq lists its product as hypothetical. Bases 1 to 2034 code for a protein of 677 amino acids. The transcript is spliced from 3 exons. Lineage: Eukaryota; Fungi; Ascomycota; Dothideomycetes; Pleosporales; Phaeosphaeriaceae. The record is from RefSeq and is a predicted model, not a curated record.